This is a messenger RNA of Podospora pseudocomata, 1720 nucleotides long. RefSeq lists its product as uncharacterized. NCBI's taxonomy places the organism in Eukaryota, Fungi, Ascomycota, Sordariomycetes, Sordariales, Podosporaceae. The transcript has 3 exons. The coding region runs from base 1481 to 1720 and encodes 79 amino acids. The record is from RefSeq and is a predicted model, not a curated record.
AGACGAAGUAAGGUAGGUAAAUCGUCUGAAUACUAAUUAUUCAAACAGAAGCUCGGCUCGUACUACCUGCCUCCUCCCGUCGACUAGGCGUUCUUCUCUCUACAGCCUACAAGUCGAUUGGAUGGUUUUGGAGGUUGUAGGCUAACACAAACUGUCAGGCAUCAUGCAUUUAAAAAAGAGAUGCAGAGCAAACAGUGGGGAUUGACUGAACUGCUCGAGGGUUUUUGCACCCAUUGACUGGGCAAUGAUAUAUACCUGGAAGGGCUCGACCCCGAGGUUUGGCAUCCUCAUUCAUUUCCCUCAACUCCCCUCUCUUGACAGCAACAACCGCACUCUACCCUCAGUGUACUUUCUCAAUGCUUGAGGUACCAGUCCCGAAUUACACCUACAACACCUUGAACAGACACACAUAUCAAACCACUUUACUUCCAACCCAAAAGGAACUUACCACCCAGCUACCCAUCAUGCCCAACCCCACAAACCCUUCCACUCCCGGGGGAAGGGAGAAUAUACGGGAGUUUGGUUCUUUAGUUACUUAGGGGUCUGGUGGUGACUGAAAGGGCAGUGACUAUGUUUUGGGGAGGCAGCUUGACAUAGAGAGGGAUGAGGGUGGCAAUUGUAGGAGUUAUGAUGGAGGCUUAUUGCUGGUGGGCAAGAUGUGCUCGACUCGGCCGCUGGUGAUAUUGGGAGUUUUUGGUUCUGAUUUUGGGUAAAUGGAGUUUUCCGGUUGUAUAUGGUUGGGUGUUGAGGAUUUUUUCGAAGCGAAAAGGUCCGGGAUGAAGGAUGUACAUUUGUAUACAUCCUCGACACCGCCACCGUCGUCUCCAUCGGGAACCCUAACGCCAACGAUAACACAUGCCCGUACUCCCCCUUCUCCGCCCUCUCUCCAAACACCUGAUUUGGCAACCCAUAAUGCGGGUGGAGAAAUAUUGGCAGGUCAUCUUCCUCCAACAUUUCAAAAACGUCCUCCAUGUCCGGAUCAUCGAGACCUUUUCCCAGCCCAUUGGUGCCGAUGAUGACACCUCGGCAGUGUUUGAAUUUCAUCUUCAUGGAGAGAACCAAUGGGAGUGCACACAAGGUGUUUUCGGGGUGGAGGGGGAGGACGCCGAAAAAGUAGAGCCGGCCGGGGUGUUGAUUGCACAUGACUUCGAACUCGACGUUGAUUCUGAGAGCGGGUUCCAAGAGGGAUGAGGGGUCGGGGGAGGUGGAGAGGAACUCGAGCCAGGGGUUGGCGAGGGAGAGGACCGAGAUGGAGAUGUUGUGCUUGUCCAUGAAGGCGAUCUUGGCGUCGAGGGAGGUGUAGGCUUCUGUCAGGGGGCGUCCUGGAGGGUGGGAUGGGGAAGGGUUGGAAAGGAGGGGGACCUCAGAGGGGAGGAGGACGAGGCGAGGUUCAGGGUGGCCAGGGAAGGACCGGAUGAGGGGAAUGGUGUUGCGGGAUUCGAGAAGCUUGAUGUAGGAGGCGGGGUACAUAUGGGUGUGGAUGUCGACGAUGUUGGGCUUGUUGGUCUGGGGAUCUGUUGUUUCGACUGCGGGGGCGGUUGGGUUGGAGGGUUCCCCCUGUGCGGGUUGCUGGGGCUUCUUCUUCUUGCUGGAAGGCAUUUUGGGUGGCUUGUUGGGGGUGAAGCUUGAGGGUGUGAAGGAGAUGUGGUUGAAAGAAAAAGCGAACGAGGGGUGCUUGCUGCAAGCCAAGACGGGAUAUGGGAGAGCUCCUGCUGUGUAA